Molecule: messenger RNA, 2162 nt
Organism: Morus notabilis
Lineage: Eukaryota; Viridiplantae; Streptophyta; Magnoliopsida; Rosales; Moraceae
Product: CDK5RAP1-like protein
Exons: 3
Coding region: 28-1911 (627 amino acids)
Biological process (GO): tRNA modification; negative regulation of cyclin-dependent protein serine/threonine kinase activity
Cellular component (GO): mitochondrion; cytosol
Molecular function (GO): 4 iron, 4 sulfur cluster binding; tRNA-2-methylthio-N(6)-dimethylallyladenosine(37) synthase activity
Source: RefSeq, a predicted model, not a curated record
CCCUCCCUCUCUCUCCCUCUCUCUCCAAUGACGGCUUCUCUCUCGUCGCUCUCCUCAAUCCUGAACCAGCCUCACUGUUCUCUCCUGCUGAAGCUCCACGGAAGAUGUCGCUUCAGUCUCAGCUUCCGACUUCUCUCUCCGAAAUUCGAGUCUCCUCUUUCCCGGUGCUUCCACCACCGCUCGCCGCGUCCACUCCAAAGAAGAAGUUCCUCUCUCGAAUUCUCCAGAAGCUUCUCCGCUUCUCAGCCUCCUCUUCCUUCCAACUCCGAGACUCCAAGCCUCCAACACUUCAUCGCUCAAGCCGCUCUCGCAUCUUCCGAAGCUCAGCAAGAUUUCUCUAUGAUUAAAAUGUCUAGCCAUGUACCAGCUUCUGAAGUUUCUUCAAGAGGCCGUAUUUAUCACGAGACUUAUGGGUGUCAGAUGAACAUUAACGAUAUGGAAAUUGUUCUGUCAAUAAUGAAAUAUGCUGGGUAUAGUGAAACUGUGGAUGUCCCUGAGAGCGCAGAGAUCAUUUUUAUCAACACUUGUGCUAUUAGGGACAAUGCUGAACAGAAGGUGUGGCAGCGGCUUAAUUACUUUUGGUUUCUUAAAAGGCAUUGGAAGAGCAAUGUUGCGAUUGGGAGAUCAAAUUCAGUGCGACCCCCAAAAGUUGUAGUCUUGGGAUGUAUGGCUGAGAGGUUAAAGGACAAGAUACUUGAUGUGGACAAAAUGGUCGAUGUGGUUUGCGGACCUGAUGCGUACAGGGAUUUGCCGAGGUUACUAGAAGAGGUAGAUUACGGUCAGAAAGGGAUUAAUACUCUGCUUUCACUUGAGGAGACGUAUGCUGACAUUAGUCCUGUUCGAAUCUCCAAAAACUCAGUUACCGCAUUUGUUUCGGUAAUGAGGGGUUGCAAUAACAUGUGUUCAUUUUGUAUUGUGCCUUUCACUAGAGGUAGAGAGCGCUCGCGUUCUGUGGAAUCAAUAGUGAGAGAGGUGGCCGAGCUUUCGAAGGAAGGUGUUAAAGAGGUAACACUUCUUGGCCAGAAUGUGAACAGCUAUAAUGACACAUCUGGAGACGAAACAGAAGUUGAACCAGGAAGUAAUUGGAGAUUGAGUGAAGGGUUUUCCAGCAUGUGCAAGGUGAAGAAAAUGGGUUUACGUUUUUCUGAUCUCUUGGAUCGACUUUCUAGAGAAAUUCCUGAGAUGAGAUUCAGAUACACAUCCCCGCACCCUAAAGAUUUCCCUGAUGAGUUUCUGUAUUUGAUGCGAGACAGACAUAACAUAUGCAAAUAUAUUCAUUUACCUGCUCAAAGUGGGAACAGCAAAGUGCUUGAAAGAAUGCGUCGAGGAUAUACCCGAGAGGCAUACUUGGAUCUUGUGCAAAAGAUUAGGAGAAUUGUUCCAGAUGUGGGGAUAAGCAGUGAUUUCAUAUGUGGUUUUUGUGGGGAAACAGAGGAAGAACAUAAAGACACAUUAAGUCUUGUAAGGGCUGUUGGUUACGACAUGGCUUACAUGUUUGCUUAUAGCAUGAGGGAGAAAACCCAUGCAAACAGAAACUACUCCGACGAUGUUCCUGAGGGAGUCAAGCAGAGAAGGCUCACUGAACUUAUUGAGGCAUUCCGUGAGACUACGGGCAAGUGUUAUGACUCUCAACUAGGAAGUGUGCAGCUUGUGUUGGUCGAGGGGCCUAAUAAGAGGGCUCCUGAUACAGAACUUAUGGGCAAGAGUGAUAGAGGCCAUAGAGUGUCAUUUAUUAAUGUUCCAGUCCCACAACAAGAUUGCAACUCAAAUUGUGCGAGGAAACCAGUGGUAGGCGAUUAUGUGGAAGUUCGUAUAACGAAAUCCACAAGAGCUUCAUUAUUUGGGGAAACUCUUGCUAUAACUAAAUUGAGCUCAUUUUACAAUGUUGAGUAUGAAGAAGCUCUUGCCUGAGGAAGCAGAAGCUGAGAUCACUCACCUCUCUACUUUUGCAUUAUUCAACCGGAAGUAUUACAAAGCGUCUUUGUUCUUGUUUGGGCAAUAGCUGUGCGGCUUUCUGCUGGGGCUUAAGAGCUUUAGGAUGGUUGUAAAAACUUGGUUAGAUCAUAACAAGAUUCAUGUUACUAUGAAAACUGGUUCAGGCAUGGAUUUGAAAUUGGCUGUGCUCACAAAUUUUUUGGAACUUGGCACUUCUUUUUCCUUUA